AUGGCAACGCAUCAUCUACUGCCCCACACCUUUCGAGAGGAAGCAUGUGGUCAGGACUCUCUCUUCUCUGUCUUUCUCUCCUCUCUCUCUGUCUUUCUCUCUCUUUCUCUGUCUUUCUCUGUCUUUCUCUCUCUGUCUCUUCGUCUCUCUGUCUCUUCUCUCUUCUCUCUCUCUCUCUCUCUCUCUCUCUCUCUGGCUGGCUCUGGCUGGCUGCUGAAUUUUCUUCUGCGCCGUUGUUCUCUCUCUCUCUCUCCUUUUCUCUCUCUCCGUCUCGUCUCUGUUCUUGUUCCGGGCAUCAUGAUGCAGCGUCUCUUCCAGACCGUGGGCACACAGGCCUCGCAACGCCUGGUCGCCGCUUCCGCCAUUGCACAGCGGAGAUGCCUUCAUCUCCACGAAG
Molecule: messenger RNA, 397 nt
Organism: Monosiga brevicollis MX1
Lineage: Eukaryota; Choanoflagellata; Craspedida; Salpingoecidae
Exons: 3
Source: RefSeq, a predicted model, not a curated record